Messenger RNA from Boeremia exigua, 1876 nucleotides. Its product is annotated as pyridoxal phosphate-dependent transferase. Gene Ontology annotation, cellular component: cytosol. Gene Ontology annotation, biological process: L-glutamate catabolic process. Gene Ontology annotation, molecular function: glutamate decarboxylase activity; pyridoxal phosphate binding. The record is from RefSeq and is a predicted model, not a curated record. The transcript is spliced from 5 exons. The coding region runs from base 139 to 1773 and encodes 544 amino acids. NCBI's taxonomy places the organism in Eukaryota, Fungi, Ascomycota, Dothideomycetes, Pleosporales, Didymellaceae.
GGUGCAGUACCUGUAGAACAAAGGCCCAUGUCGUCACACGGUAAACUACGUAUAUACCUCAACGGUCCUUACCUGGGUCUCGCAGCAAUCUGAUUUCUACCAUUCCGUUAGCAUCACAAUCCUUGGAACACGUUCAUCAUGGCUCUUGCACGACACAUUGAUCCCGAUGAGCUCAUCGAGAACCUGAAGGACCACCCAAUGCACAAGGCUGGCGGUUCCCAGCGAACCAUUAACCACACAACUCCAUACUCGAGCAGGUAUGCAGCCAGUGUCGAGUUGUCAAAAUACAAAAUCCCUCAAGAUGGUGCACCGGCAGACACUGUCCAUCAGCUGCUCAAAGACGAGCUUGAUCUUGAUGGGAGGCCCAGCCUGAACUUGGCUUCGUUUGUUGGAACGUACAUGGAGCGCGAAGCUGAAGCGCUGAUGAUUGAAAACAUCUCGAAGAACAUGUCCGAUGCCGAUGAGUACCCUGCAAUGAUGGACAUACACGCGCGAUGUAUCUCCAUUCUUGCUCAUCUCUGGGGCGUUCAGAAGGGUGACAAAGCCAUUGGAUCUGCGACGACUGGUUCUAGUGAAGCCAUUCAUCUUGGUGGAUUGGCUAUGAAGAGGAGGUGGCAAGAGAAGCGAAUAGCAGAGGGCAAGGAUACAUCAAAGCCCAACAUCAUUAUGGGUGCCAACGCUCAGGUGGCUCUCGAGAAGUUUGCCCGUUACUUCGAGGUUGAAGCCAGAAUCCUGCCCGUGUCUGAGAACUCAUCGUACAGAUUGGACCCUGAAUUGGUUAAGAAGAAUAUCGACGAGAACACCAUUGGUAUUUUCGUGAUCCUUGGUAGUACGUACACAGGCCAUUACGAGCCUGUGGAGGAGAUCCACGACAUCCUGGACGCUUACGAGAAGGAAACCGGUGUCGACAUUCCUAUCCAUGUCGAUGCUGCAUCCGGCGGUUUCAUCGCGCCUUUCACGCAUGCAAAGGCUGGUAAGAAGUGGAACUUUGAGCUCCCCCGCGUCAAAUCUAUCAACACCAGUGGCCAUAAGUUCGGUCUCGUUUAUGCUGGCGUUGGCUGGAUCAUCUGGAGAGACGAGAGCUACUUGCCCAAGCACUUAGUUUUCGAGUUGCAUUACCUUGGUGGUACGGAAGAGUCGUACACGCUCAACUUCUCCCGGCCAGGUGCACAGAUCAUCGCGCAAUACUACAAUCUGAUCCACCUGGGAUUCAAUGGCUUCCGCAGCAUUAUGGAGAACACGCUCGCCAACGCCCGUCUGUUGAGCAGGGCGCUGGAGCACACCGGCUGGUUCCGGUGCGUUAGUGACAUCCAUCGACAAAAGGGUGAUUUAAAGUUUGUGAAGGGUAAGAAGCAGUACGACGAGGGUGGGGACAGCGCGGCCUACAAUGCCGGUCUGCCUGUAGUUGCGUUCACCCUGACAGACGACUUCAAGAAGGAUUACCCCCACGUUAAGCAGGAGUCGGUUAGCAACUUGCUGCGCGCUAAGCAGUAUAUCAUUCCAAAUUACCCGCUCCCGCCCAACGAGGAGAAGACUGAGAUCCUGCGAGUUGUUGUACGCGAGAGCUUGUCUCUGGACAUGAUCGACCGACUGGUCACUGACAUCUGCCAUGUUAUGGAGCAAUUAAUGAGCACGGAUGCGACCGACCUCGCAGCCUGGCAACCGUCGAACCCCAGUGUGGAGAAGGCCCAUGGGUCUCUCGGACAUCCUGCUCACAACAGGCACAAAGCAAAGCGGCCUAUGCACGAGGGCGUACACCGAUCAGUUUGUUAGCGUUCAGCGCACUUAUGCAUGCAAGUAAUCAAGUAAGGAUGAAAUUCAUGUGACCCUCCUGAAAGGGAAGACGUACAUACAUACCUGCCCGUAGCGUGCAGUC